Messenger RNA from Paramecium primaurelia, 3154 nucleotides. The record is from the annotation of a GenBank genome assembly. NCBI's taxonomy places the organism in Eukaryota, Ciliophora, Oligohymenophorea, Peniculida, Parameciidae.
GAAUCUUAAAGAUGACUGAGUAGUAGAUGCGAGAAUCCAAUAUGAAAAUUUCAGUGAUGGAUACUUAAGUGAUUGGAUCAGCGACAAUCAAUUUAUUUGAAGCAGCAGUAGGUCCAUUUCAUUUUCAAUUACCAAUUAGAGGACAAAAUAUGGGGAGUGUUAGUUUUGAUUUGAAAAUGAAUUAGAUUGUAUAAGCAACUCUUUAAAGUAAAUAUAUAAUUUGGGAAUUAAACUAAAGUUUAAGUGAUGUUAGAUAUAAUUACAAUUUGCGUUUAGUGGUAUGAAUAUAAACUAAAAUAAAAAAGACUUCAUAGUUCUCAUUCAUUUCUGAACAUUCAACUACUUUUGUGAAUCCAAAUUAUAGAAAAUAAAAUGAAAAGUAAAAGACUAUAAUGUCUUCAAGUCGUAAAAGCAUUUUAGAUUAAGAUGCAUAGCGAGAUUGUUUGAUAUCCUUACAAAAAAUACCAUCUAUAAUAAAUAAUAGUGCAGGCAUUAAUCAUUCUCUCGAUUCAAUUAUAACAGCUACACCAACAAAUAAAGGAUAACCAUCUGCCUCAUAACCUUAUCAUAGAAUAGAAUGGGAUCAUGCUGAAGAUGAACUAACUUUGAUAGUAGAAUUACCAAUUUCUGAAUUUUAAGGUUCUGCUAUUCAAUUAUGUUUAUGGUCAAUUUCAUCAAAUAAAAAUAGUCUAGGUAAUAGUAAGUCUCCUCAUAAAACUACUAUAAAAAAGACUUAAAAUAAACAUGACUCUGAAUAUAUGGAUUUAGAAAUAUAAGAUCAUCAUCUUGUUGCAGAAACAUAUAUUAAUUUAUAACAUUUAGAAAAUAAUAUAGUAGCUGAUUUGGGAGCUAAAUUUUUUGUUAUAAAUAGUUAAUAAGCAAAAUCAAUUUGGUAUCAUGGUGUAGAAGUAGGUAAAAUAGAUUAUGAAAUAAAUGUAAAAUUACCAAAUUAUUUAUAAUAAUCAUCAUUUGGAGUUUAAACAGAAAAGGGGAUAGUUUCAACAUUAUCAGUAGUAGACAAUGUUGAAAAUAUUAGUGUUACAGAAAUAAAAAUGAUUUAAAUUGAAUUUUAGAAAUUAUCAAGUUGUAUUUUUAAAAUUGAGCAUAAAACAUUAAAUACAGAUGAUAAAUUAAAGAUUCGUUAAGAUAUGGAUUAAUAAUUGAAUAAAUUGGCACAAUUACUUGGAUAAUCACAUGGAUCCAAUAUUAAAACAUUUUAAUAUAAAUCUGAGGAUGAUUUAAUGAAAGCAUAACAUUUAUUAAUUUAAUUGUCAAUUCAUUUAGUAGAUUAUUCAAAAACUUUGGCAUCAUUUAAUUCUUAUUUUGAAUGUUUAAAUCAAGUAUUAAGUAGAGGAGAAUUGAUGUUAUAAUAAUUAGGUUUUUUUAAAGCUUUAAGUAAGAAAUAAUCAGAAUUCAAAACAGAAGUUGGUUUAGAUUAUUAAUCUUUUUUAGUAAAUACACUUAGAUUUACUUUAUAAAAAUUAAAUUAAAAAGAUCCAAGUCAAUAAGCAAGAUAAUUAUACAUAAAAUUUUUAGUAAUAAGUUAUUUUAGAAUACCAGAAUUUAGAGCAAAAUUUCUUGAAUUAAUUACAAAAGUAGAUGAUCCUUAGUUAUUAGAAUUAAGAGGAACUGAAUUUAUAUAAGAAGAUGAUCCAACAAAUAUUGAUAAAAGUACAAAAACCAAUAUAUAAAUUUUUGAUUGGUAAAAUUAUUUUCAUACUUAUUUAUCUGAUAAAAGCAAAGGAAUAUAAAAUUAAUCAGUUUUGAAUUAAAUAUUAGAUGAUGAAAGUUGGAAAGAGCAUAUAAGACACAGAUCUAUAAAUUUUUGUUUUUUUGUAGAAGAAUGGGCAAAAUAUGUUAGAAAUAUAUUAUAAGUAAAAAUAUUACCUUGGUAAGAUAUUCCAGGUUAUAGAAUAUUGGUUAAAUCAUUUAUGUGUGAAUUAAAAUAAUAAGAAUCAGUUCCAGAUGCUAUGAAGAUGGCUUUGAAGAGUUUGCUUUAAAAUUAGAAUUUAUUAGGAAUUGUAGUGAGUUUGUUAUUCAAUAAAACAAAGUAAUUUAUGUAAUUAAUAAGUUUAUAUAACUCAGAAUAAGUCAUAGAAACAUUUGAAAUAUUAGAUAUCUGUUUUAGUACAUUAACAACUAUGCCUGCUUAAUUCGAUUAUCCAUUUUUCUUGAAAGGUAUCAAAUAAAUUAUAAUGGAUUCAGAACAUGCAAUAAAUAUAGCCAAAUGUGUUUGGCUUAUAUAUAAUAUAUAUCCUUUAUUUCCAAGUAAUAAUAUUAAUAAUUUAAUAGUUGAUUUUAAGAAAGAUAUAUGUGAAUUUUUAUUUGAAAAAGCAGUAUUUAAAUUAUUUUUACAUUGGAGUAAAACUGUUAGAUUAGUAUUUCAUUACUUUUUAAUUUAUCGAGUGUCUCAUUAACAUAAGAAUUUAAAAAUAGGAGGAUUGGAUGAAGAGUAAACAAUGUUUGAUAAUAGUUAGAUAAAUUAUACAAUAAUAUACCUUGAUUAAUAGACCAAAGAAGAAUUAGAGUUAUUUUGAGAAUCGUUAACCUUAAUAAUAAUUAAUUGUAAGAUAUAUAAAAUAAUGAUUUAGUCUGAUUACAUAUAUAUCAAAUAUUUAAGAUUUCUUAGUAAAUUAGAAUAAGCAAAAGCUAAUGAAAAUUAGAGAGAAUAUUAAUAAGAUCAUUAAACUUAUUAUUAAAAAAUGGUGCAUAAAAAAUUAAGAAAAGAAUAGGAUUUGAAAAGAUAACAAUAAGAUGAACCUAAAAUGAUGGAAUAAUUGAAAUUAGAGAGAAUGAUAUCUGAAUAAGAUGAAUCAUAAUAAAAAUAAAAUCAAUUGAAACCAGUUAUUGUUCCUAGACCAGUAAUGUAUAAAAAGUUGAGUUGUAAGAAUAAUUAAUAAUUAUAUAGAUAAACAUGAAGUUGAAAUUAAUGAAAUGUAAUAACAAUAUUUAAAAUUAUCCAUUCGAGAAUUUGAAGAAUAAGUAAAGAAUUAUAACAAUUGGAGAUAAUAAAAUUUAAAGAAAAUGAUUGGUAAAUAUAAUGAGGAAGGUAAUAUAAAUAUUAAUAUCAUAAGAUAAACAUACUAUUCAUCUGACUUUUGAAGUACCCAAAGUUGAUGUUCUAAGAAGAAUAGAUGAAAAAGAGGGUGCUUGA